Messenger RNA from Salmo salar (Atlantic salmon), 2169 nucleotides. The record is from RefSeq and is a predicted model, not a curated record. Lineage: Eukaryota; Metazoa; Chordata; Actinopteri; Salmoniformes; Salmonidae.
AAUGGCACGUCCUGCUCUCUGCUACCACGGACAUUUGAAAGAUCAGUCAUUGGAUUUAAUCAUAUUUUUCUUCAUGGACAACAUGUGAAGUGUAGCUACAGCUUUCAAUAACAGUGUUGUUCUGAAUACAGGUGCUGGUAUCGAUACAGCUUGUGUCUACUGUACUGUUGGCAAAAGCAGUCUAUUUGAAGCCGAGUGGGAAUGAUUAUUUAGAAAAGGUUUCAGUCUGCCAUGAAUCAUCAUCAUAAUCCAUACACAGCAGGACAUCAAAGGUUGAUUUCCCUCAAGCCCUGACAUGUUGACGUCUCCGUAUCCAGGCUACCAUCACCGUAGCAAUAGAAGUUGAAGGGAAAAAAAGUGAGGGUGCAGCCUCCUCUGACAUCACUCAAUGACAUCACACAAGAUAUGUUGGUCCUAUUCUGGUUACUCAAAGUUCAGGAAAAACGAGUUGUUUGGUGGUUGUGACCCCUCUAUUAUACCAUGGGAGACCCUGUGCCUUUCUCCAUCCUGAAUGAGAGACUGAGACCACAGUUCACUGCCAUGGAACAACUCUGCUACUCCCUGCACACCCUGGAAGAUGGACACCAGCUGCCUGGCACUGUCAGUGGCAGUUCAACCACACGGUCUACAAUAUUGAGCGAUGAAAGACAAACACAGGACGAUUCAAGCUCGACCAUGAUCGAACCAGAGGAUGACCCAGAGAAGGAGGAUGUGGUCACAGAAGGGUUGACUUCGCAGACCGAAGAGGGGGACGACUGUCAUGAUCUGUUCACUAUGACCAGUACCUGCUUGAUGCCGUCUUUGACCGCAGAAGAUGCUGGUCCUGAUGGUUCUGGUGAGCUGACCGUGGUCAAGGAGAGUUUGGCCAUAGAGAAUGGCGAUCCAGGUGUUUUGACCAUGGUCAGUGAGGAUAAGAGCCCUUUCAGACGGAGCAACGUAGACAGAACCUUACCGGACCUCAUCAGGAGUGGACAACAGCUCGGCAGACGCAGAACAUUAGGACCAGUCUCAGACACGUUGAAGGAAGUGCGUCGGGAGGUGGCGUUGUCAGUUAGACGCAGUCUGAGGCUGAAGGCUCAGGUGGACAAACUGCAGGAGAACAGAGACCAACCGGCAUGGAGCCAACACAGGGAGAAGGUUACAGAGGAGGUUCAGUCCGUUCUGAGGUUGUUGCUUCCUCUGACAGAAGCAGAGUCCAGCACAGUAGAACCAUCUGUUCAGGAGAACAGUCUGGAUACAGCGCUGGUCCUGCUGCAGAACGUCGCACGCAAACUAGCUCUCAGCCACACAGCACAGGAUUCCCAAUUCUGGGUUAAAGGGAAUGGUGUGGAUGACAGUGCUGUUCUACAACAGGCAUUACGGGACAGAGACGAUGCCAUGGACAAUUUUUUUUCCCCCUUCCUGUUGAACAGGAAGAAGGCCAUGGAGGCGGAGCUUCUCCGCAGUAAGACAGAGAUGAUGUUACUGAACAACCAGCUGUUGGAGGCUGUGCAGAAACGACUGGAGCUCUCACUGGAACUAGAGGCCUGGAAGGACGACGUCCAGAGGAUCCUGCAGCAGCAGCUCCAGAGCCAGCAGGCAGCAGAACAAGCCCAGAGGAAACCCUCCCGUCUGGGGCUGCUGAGGAGGACUAAAGAACCCCCACACCAGAGGCCAGCCUCCACCCCUACCACCUUAACCCACACCCCUGGACAGGUCGUCCAUACCCCUGCCCCCUCGCCGGCCCCACAACGCACCCCUGUUACCUGGAGGGACAGGCUGAAGAGGGGGAAGACGGGUCGUCAUGGUGACCAGGAUGCAGCGCAGGCAUCACCGGUGUCGCGGUCGUCGAGUAGCAGCAGCAGACCGGAGGGGUUUCAUACCAUAGACUUAUAAUACAACAUAACAUGAGAGGGACAAAUCAUAGCUACUUUCUACAUUUUUCAAACUGUUGAUUCCUACUGGGAGAGAUACAUGGAUUGAGCUGAUAGUUGACAUGAAUUACACACAUUCACAGGGAGAUUAAUUCUCUACUUGAGGAAAACAUUCUUCAGUGUUAAUGGUUGCCUUCAUACUAGGACAUUCUGUGUCUUGGUUGCCUGCAUAGUACAUUUGGGUUGUAGAGUCCCUCCAACUGUAAUCAUUAAUUUAACUAUAACGCGUGUCUUUGAUUAAAGUAAUUUAAACGUC